AUGGGUCGUCUUGAUGGCAAGGUAGCAGUCAUCACUGGUGGCACGAGUGGCAUAGGUCUUGAAACAGUGCGAAUAUUCGUUCAAGAGGGUUGCCGGGUCAUCUUUUGCGGGCGUGGUGAGGAGAUUGGAAAGCAGAUUGCCAGCGAGCUUGGCGAUGCCUGCGCCUUCAUCAAGUGUGACGUUAAUAUGGAGGCAGAGAUUAAGAACGUAAUAGACAAAGCUGUCGAAAAAUGGGGCAGGUUAGACAUCCUUUUCAAUAAUGCCGGUGGGCCUGUUGGGCCUUUUCUGGUGGACCAGGUCAAGAAAGAGCAUUUGGAUGCCAACUUUGCGUUGAAUUUCAAUUCCAUGGUCCUGGCAACGAAAUAUGCCUUACCUCAUCUGACGAAGCAGUCAAGCUCCUCCAUCAUCAACAACAGCUCCAUUGCUGCGAAAAAAGCGGGAUUUGGGGAUCCUCUCUAUAGCGCCAGCAAAGGUGCCAUGGAUGCUUUCAGCCGAGUGGCCGCCAUGCAGCUGGCACCCAAAGGUGUUCGGGUAAACUGCGUUUCGCCAGGUGCCACAGCAACGCCCAUCUUCUGGAGUGGGUCGCCUGGCUCCGCGCGAGGAGCCAAACUCACCGCAGAGGAAAACGCCAAGAAGCAGCAGAAGGUCGAGGCCAACAUCAUCAACAAUGUCUCGUCCCUCAGGAUAGGACGUGCUGGCACCGGCGUUGACAUUGCGCGGGCAGUGUGCUUCCUGGCAUCUGAUGAGAGCGUUUGGAUCACGGGGCAAGACAUUGUUAUUGAUGGCGGUAUAUCCACUUUUGAUGCCCCAAACAAAGCCUGGAUGGCAGAUCCCAACCCGGUCGACCCAGUGACCUUGCGGCACAAGCUUUCCAAGCUAUAG
Symbiodinium pilosum is the source of this 882-nucleotide messenger RNA. The record is from the annotation of a GenBank genome assembly. Lineage: Eukaryota; Dinophyceae; Suessiales; Symbiodiniaceae.